This is a messenger RNA of Aspergillus bombycis, 1806 nucleotides long. Its product is annotated as MFS transporter. Bases 1 to 1806 code for a protein of 601 amino acids. Gene Ontology annotation, molecular function: transmembrane transporter activity. Gene Ontology annotation, biological process: transmembrane transport. The record is from RefSeq and is a predicted model, not a curated record. The transcript is spliced from 3 exons. Lineage: Eukaryota; Fungi; Ascomycota; Eurotiomycetes; Eurotiales; Aspergillaceae.
AUGGCUGGUAGUCAUAGGAUGUUGGGUACUGGACCUACCAGAUCACAGUCUUCGACGUCCUCUACUCUCAACUCUGAGUCGCAUCUAUCAGCCACUGAACCGCGCCGUCCAGGUACUGCACGUUCAACGGGGAGAUCUAGCCCAGGAACUAUACAGAAUGUCUCUCAUAUUGGUGGAAUUGAUGCCGGACAAAAUCCCGACAAUCAAUUUGUACUCCACAGUAGUUAUGCAACUGAACAUGGUGUAGCGGUCCUCCAGGACGGCGCAUCAAAAAGUGAAAAGAAUGGAAACGAGCAUGGUCUUGAAACUCUGAGAGACCCCAAGGAGCGGGUGAUUGACUUGGAAAAGGGUGCUCAGCCUGCAUCUAGCAUUGGGAAGUCAAACAGUCCACAGCAGGACUCCAAACUAGUUACAUGGUCUGGUCCUGACGACCCUGACAACCCUAAGAAUUGGCCAACGAAGAAGAAAUGGGGAGCUGUUUUGAUCGUAUCCUGUUUUACGUUUAUCUCCCCGGUAAUGUCGUCCAUGGUUGCACCUGCAUUACAAACCAUGAAAUCCGACUUCAAUAUUGAAGAUGAAGUGACCUCCCAACUCAUGCUGUCCAUUUUCGUCCUGGCUUAUGCAUUUGGCCCGCUAUUCCUUGGGCCCUUAUCCGAGAUCUACGGCAGAGUCAUUGUUUUACAGCUUGCGAAUCUAUUUUUCCUUAUUUUCAACAUCGCCUGUGGCGUAUCUCGAACUACGGCGCAGAUGAUCGUCUUUCGGUUUCUGGCUGGUCUAGGCGGCAGUGCCCCUUUAGCGAUAGGUGGUGGUGUCCUUUCUGACUGCUUCCUACCGGAGGAACGCGGUAAAAGUAUUGCUAUCUAUAGCUUAGCACCUCUCCUCGGCCCAGCUGUUGGUCCGAUUGCUGGCGGCUUCAUCGCAGAAAGAACAACAUGGAGAUGGGUAUUCUACGCCACAUCCAUCGCUGAUGGGGUCAUCCAAGUCAUGGGCCUUUUCUUCUUGCGCGAGACAUAUGCCCCCAAGAUCCUCAGGACACGAGCGAAAAAUCUCCGCAAAGACACAGGAGACACCUCCUAUGAGACCGAAGCUGAGCGACAGAACAAGACUUUACCUGAGGUUCUAAGCACAGCGCUUGUUCGCCCGUUUCGCCUUCUCGCAACACAGCCCAUCGUCCAAGCCCUUGCAAUAUACAUGGCCUACGUGUACGGUAUCUUAUAUUUGAUGUCAUCAACAUUUCCGGCCCUAUGGACCAGCCCAGAGUACUAUAAUGAGUCCACAGGCAUUGGUGGUCUAAACUACAUAUCUCUUGGGAUAGGGUAUUGCCUGGGCUCCCAGAUAUGCGCACGGCUCAAUGACCUCGUGUACCGCCGUCUCAAGGCCCGCAACAGUGGUACAGGAAAGCCGGAAUUUCGUACUCCGCUAUUAUCCAUUGCCGCCAUCCUCAACCCGGUUGGCCUUUUCAUCUACGGAUGGACCGCGCAAACCCGCUGUCACUGGAUUGCCCCAAACAUCGGUGCUAUGCUCCUGGCUAUGGGCAACAUAGUUGCCAUGCAAUGUAUCCAGACCUACAUUGUCGAUGCCUACACACGGUUCGCGGCUAGUGCGAUGGCCGCUGGUUCAUUCUUGCGUUCCAUUGCAGGAUUUGGGUUUCCACUUUUCGCGCCAUACAUGUACCAGGCGUUGCAUUAUGGGUGGGGAAAUAGUUUGUUGGCUUUCAUCUCGAUCGCCAUUGGUAUCCCAGCGCCGAUCUUUUUGUGGAAAUAUGGAGAGACGAUGAGGAAGAUGAGCACCUAUGCUGCGGGUUAA